Molecule: messenger RNA, 2439 nt
Organism: Cladocopium goreaui
Lineage: Eukaryota; Dinophyceae; Suessiales; Symbiodiniaceae
Source: the annotation of a GenBank genome assembly
AUGAGUGAUCUGAAUCUCAACUCCGGUUGCCCUGAUGGCACCAAGGAUCAAGAUGCCUUUGCCGACUUGUGCGGUCAAUUGGCUUCAAGGACCAGGCUGGCGGACUUUUCGACUCCAGAGGAGACCCUAGAGACGCUGAGUGACUGGGCCGAGUCCCCGGAAGAUGCCGUGCAGUUCCUGGGCAAGGCAUGCAAGGCCGAGUCAGCGGCAUCGGCAUCGGCCACAGUGAGCUUCGAAGCCUUCGCCAAGUGGCUGGUCAGAAAGCAAUUGCCUCAUUGGCACACUGAAACAGAAGAGCUGAAGAGUCGAAAGAGGGCGUUCCAGCUCCUGAAGCUGAUGAACAACACGCCUUCCCUGCCGAAUUCCGUGCCAGGAAAGCUUACUCCGCGCAACAGCGAUGCAGGCGGAAUCCUCUUGCUGAAGACCCUGCCGGAAUCGCAAUGGACCUCUACCAACAGGCGCUUCUUUUCAGACUCUGUGCCUCCCAUGUUCUCGGCCUUGAAGGUUUUCCGUGGGAUCGGAGGCUGGGGACGGCAGAACCGCUUCUGUGCAUCGGACCUUUCUGAGGCGAUGGAAGGGAAAGAAGUGCCGCGCGAUCCCCGAGAGGUAUUAGGGUCACCUAGAGGUCUCCUAGACCUGGCCCUAAUCGGGACAGGGAAGACAACACUUCGAUCCAUGGAUCGAGUCUUUACCGGGGCUUCCGAAUGUGGCUUUGCAGGCGGCCAGGGCUUUUGCCAGGGCCGAAUGGAUGAAGCGGAUUGCCUGGAAAUGCCUGGGCAGCCCUAUGCCUUGGCCCUGUGGAAUCUCAUCAUUCGUCCACCUCGGAGGCGCUACGACGUGGGUCGCCUGGGUCCGCGCCAGUUCCGACUCUGGAGCUGCGGGGUGCGGCGGGUGGAUAUCGAUCUUACCAGCUCUCGGGGACAGCGGCUUAGGUGUUCUCAUUUCCUGCCGGACGUGAAGGAGAGUAGUGCUGAACCGAGACCUUGCGUCAUCUAUUUGCACCAAAAUGCGUCCUGCAGGCUGGAGGCUCUCCAGCUGGUUCCAUUGUUUCUGCCGCUGGGGAUUUCGCUGUUCUGCUUUGAUUUUGCGGGCUGCGGAGAGAGCGACGGUGACUACAUUUCCUUAGGAUGGUUUGAAAGAGAUGAUCUAGCUGACAUUGUCAAGCACCUCCGCGAUUCUGGGGAAGUCUCUUCCAUCGGAUUGUGGGGUCGCUCAAUGGGAGCGGUCACAGCGCUGUUGCACGCAGAUCGGGACCAUUCGAUUGCGGGGAUGGUCUUGGACAGUCCCUUCUGCAGUCUGCGGCAGCUUGCAUCGGAACUUGCUCAAAGCGAGUACCUUUCGGUGAAGGUGCCCAGCUGGCUCCUCUCUGCUGCCCUGGCCCUCGGCCGGAUGCGCAUCAAGCUCCUAUGUAACUUUGACAUUGAUGAGCUCUCACCCAUCGAACAUGUCGGCAAUUCCUUCAUUCCAGCGCUUUUUGUCCAUGGUGUUGAGGACGAUUUUAUAGCUCCACACCACUCGCAGAAACUGUAUGAGGCUUAUACAGGCGACAAAGAAUUGGAGAUGGUUGCAGGUGAUCACAACACGCAACGCGAACCGCACGUGAACCGCAAGUCGGUCUUCUUCCUUGUGCAAGCUUUGCGCUGCAAUCUGCCACCCAUGGGUGAAGGGAGCCUGGCGUCCGUUCUAGGCUUUGAUGCUGGUGAAGUUGACUCUUGUACGGAUCGCAAGGUGCUCUCCACGAGAGUCCAGGGAGAGGCUGCGCGGCUCCUGGCGACGUCUGCCCCAGAGCGAAAAGGCCUACGGCUCAGAGACGUGCAGAGGCUUUCAAUGUCUUGUCGCCUCGAGAGUGCCUUGCAACUCUGUCACGAGGGCGCAGAAGCUGGCUAUUGCUUUGGGCUCAUGCCCCAAAGCACGGACUUCGGAGGGUCCAACCGGCCUCCGGUGGUCGUCUUUGCCACCGCCUCCUCAAAGGGCCUGAAGGUUGCCAUGGUGGUGGAGGGUCGCCACGAGGUUCUGGAAACCACGGAUGCCUCGAUCGAACUUGGAGUCCCCGUUCUCCUUGUAGCCGAGCUGGCGGACAACUCCAACCCCGAGAGCUUUUUUGCUCCGCCGCAGCCAACAACCCUCAGACUCACCCUGGGCACAGGAAAUGCAGAGAUGAACCUGUCGCUCCCGGAAGAGUUCAAGAAAGAUAUGUUGUUCUGGCCAGUGACCUAUGCUGGCGAUGCCGAGAUCUUUGACAUCGAAGUCAAGGACCUGGUUGGGCGAAAUUCCUCUGCUGCAGAGGUCCAAAUCUCCAGCACGGGGCAGGGUCGGCGACGGCGGAAGCCCAGUCAGCACAGCAGCGAGAGCGGCGACCGCUCCGAGACGCGGGCGGUGCAAAGCCCUCCACCGGACAUUCAAACCGGAGAUUCGACCAGUUGCUGCCGCCAGUCCUAG